Messenger RNA from Callorhinus ursinus (northern fur seal), 1560 nucleotides. It is a transcript of the gene PNPLA3, whose product is annotated as patatin like domain 3, 1-acylglycerol-3-phosphate O-acyltransferase. Gene Ontology annotation, cellular component: membrane; lipid droplet; cytoplasm. The record is from RefSeq and is a predicted model, not a curated record. Gene Ontology annotation, biological process: triglyceride catabolic process; lipid homeostasis. Gene Ontology annotation, molecular function: triacylglycerol lipase activity; 1-acylglycerol-3-phosphate O-acyltransferase activity. NCBI's taxonomy places the organism in Eukaryota, Metazoa, Chordata, Mammalia, Carnivora, Otariidae.
GAGCGGCGGGGCGCGGCCGACUCCCUCCGCGAGCCCCGGAACCAAGACCCCCGCCGCGCCGCCGCUAUGUACGACCCCGAGCGCGGAUGGAGCCUGUCCUUCUCGGGAUGCGGCUUCCUGGGCUUCUACCACAUCGGGGCGACCCGCUGCCUGAGCGAGCACGCCCCGCACCUCAUCCGCGACGCGCGCAUGCUGUUCGGCUCCUCGGCCGGGGCGCUGCACGCCGUCGUCUUUCUCUCCGGGAUCUCCCUCGACCUCCUCAUGCAGAUCCUUGUGGACAUUGUCCAGAGCGCCAGGAGCCGGAACAUUGGCAUCCUCCACCCCUCCUUCAACUUGGGCAGGCACAUCCAAAAAAGUCUUCAGCGACACCUCCCAGACAACAUCCACAGGCUCAUCUCUGGCAAAAUGUGCAUUUCGCUCACCAGGGUGUCCGAUGGGGAAAAUGUGCUGGUGUCUGAUUUUCAGUCCAAAGAUGAAGUUGUGGACGCCUUGCUCUGUUCCAGCUUCAUCCCUUUCUUCUGCGGCAUAAUCCCUCCUUCCUUCAGAGGCGUGCGAUACAUGGAUGGAGGAGCAAGUGACAAUGUCCCCUUCUUUGAUGCCAAAACGACCAUCACUGUGUCCCCCUUCUAUGGGGAGUAUGACAUCUGCCCUAAAGUCACGUCGACGAACUUUCUUCACGUAGACCUAACCAAGCUCAGUUUGCGCCUCUGCUCUGAGAAUGCCUACCUACUAAUGCGAGCACUGUUCCCUCCGGAUCUCAAGGUGCUUGGCGAGAUAUGCCUUCGCGGGUACUUAGACGCCUUGAGGUUCUUGGAGGAGAACGGCAUCUGCAACAGGCCCCAUCCAUGCCUGAAUUUACCCUCAGCGGAGUUGAAGAUCCUUAAAUUCACCUGGGGACACAGGAGCCUGGAAUCUCCCCCGAGGGCGGCUGCAGGGCGGAUGAAGCCUAAGGGAGACGAGCUGCUGGACCACCUGCGUCUCAGCAUCUUGCCCUGGGAUGAGAGCAUCUUGGACACACUGUCGCCCAAGCUCACGGCAGCACUGAGUAAAGCAGUUAAAAACCAACGUGGAUACAUGAGCAAGAUUUGCAACUUCUUACCGAUUAAGGUAAUGUCAUACAUGGUGCUUCCUUGCACACUGCCCGUGGAGUCUGCCAUCGCCAUGGUCCAGAGACUGGUGAUGUGGCUUCCAGAUAUGCCUGAGGACAUCCGGUGGCUGCAGUGGCUCACCUCGAGUGUGUGUUCUCAAGUGAUGACACAGCUCUUCCCCAUCUCCAGAUCCCAGACACCAGCAAGCGGCCAACAGCCUUCCCCGAGGGACAUGAAGGCACUGCUACCUUCCCUGCUGUCCAAUAGGGGCCGGAGCUGAGGCUGCUCGGCAAACCUGUCCUCCUGUCUGGCCUGGCUUUUGGGGGCUGGGGCUGGGAGGGACUCCUCCUUUCCCAGUCCUCGUGCAGAAGCGUUCAUGAGGAGACAAGUUUCGGACAUUCUUUCGCAGGUACUUCCCGAUCGCUCUGUAGCUACGUCCGCACUGGCAUUCAAUGCCCCGAUGUCUGUGACA